Penicillium odoratum is the source of this 831-nucleotide messenger RNA. RefSeq lists its product as uncharacterized. Lineage: Eukaryota; Fungi; Ascomycota; Eurotiomycetes; Eurotiales; Aspergillaceae. Gene Ontology annotation, biological process: methylation. Bases 1 to 831 code for a protein of 276 amino acids. The record is from RefSeq and is a predicted model, not a curated record. The transcript has a single exon. Gene Ontology annotation, molecular function: methyltransferase activity.
AUGACAAGUCAAGUUGGAGCAGGACUGGCAGCGGACACAGACAUAUUCAAGUCGAAAUCUCCAGGCCUCAAGGUCCUUGAUCUCUGUAUGGCACCAGGCGGGUUCACAACGGCAGCCGCCAAAAACCUCACCGAGCCAAUGAUCGACGGCAUGACACUUCCACCUGAGAUCGGAGGGUAUGAAGUGAUUGCCAAGAGUUUCUGUCAGCGUAUCAUCUACUCUGAUAUCACGAUGUAUCCCACAGAAAUGGGAUACGCGGGACAUGUUCCAGAGGGACAUCCUGAUGCGAGAAAAUUCGAAACAAAUCAGCCGCUUCUCGGAAACAGGUACAGCAUCGUGUUCUGUGGUGGAGCGGUAGGACGUGAUCACCCUAGAAAGGAUUAUCGCAAAGAUUGUGAAGGCACACGCUUGAUUGUUUCGCAAACUGUCUUUGCUAUGAACCAUCUCAAUCCCGGUGGCUCGAUUGUCCUGCUCUUGCAUCGUGUUGAGGCAUGGGAUACUGUUUGUAUACUCAAUGCUUUCAAUCAGUUCUCUGAAAUUGAGCUAUACAAGCACCCCAAGUGCCAUGCUAUCAAAUCGUCGUUCUAUCUUGUGGCAAGAAAUAUCGAUCUGGAACAUCCUGCCGCAAAGGAAUCAGUUUCCUAUUGGAGGUCUCUUUGGAGGUAUCUCACUUUCAAAGAUAUUCCAGUGCCCGAGUCGACUCUUUACGGGUCCGAUGACGCGUUUGUGCAAAAAUUGAUAGAAGAAUUUGGUCCUUACUAUAGGAAGAUUGCACGACCUGUGUGGAAGUGCCAGGCUAAAGCACUGCGCAAGCAGUCAUUUACCAGAUAG